AUUGGGCUGGUUUUAUUGGCCAUUGGGCUGGUUUUGUCACACAGACCUGGCAACCCUGGGAAGGUGUUUCAGUUGAAACGGAAGGUGAUCAAGGAUGGCAGAUCAACCAUGUGCUCAACAGCCCUCAAGCAAUUUUGCAGAAGCAACGGCGUUGCUAAACAACAUAUUGGCCUCAGCGGAGACAAUCAGAACACUGUCUAAUGCCUCAACUGUUCGGCAGCAGCCGGUCGUUGCAGCAGCUCCAGGUGUGGAUACAGUAGACAGCCACCUAGCAGCUCUCUUUCCGUCCCGGCAGCGCAGCGGCGUGCCAUUGUCUGCUGCAGGUACAGUCAGGAGCAACUGUGCACCUGCACCCCGCUAUCAAGCGCAGCAGCACUUCGGCGCAUGGACAUCAAAAGGCAUGAGGAGAAAAAGAGCUAGAUCACAGCAGCAUGACCAUUUCAACAAGGACGUAAUAUUACUUCCCAAUCCAUCAUGGGGAAUAGUGUGCAAACAAAAUCCAAAAUUAUGGUUACACAAACAUGGGCACAUCCUCAGUGCCUUUGAAUUCCAGAAGGCCUGGGACCACCAGACUGUUGUGGAAUGCAUCAGAGAUGGUUUUGGUGUGCACAUUCCAGAGGAUGUCAGCCUCCAGUUUCUAAUGGCUUGUGGCAAUAAGCUGGUGUCCCCUAAACUCCAGGAGGGCCAGGAGCUGAAUGGAAUGCUAAUCCAUAAGAUUUUUAAAACCAAAGGCCUGUAUGUGAGACCAUCAAGGACCAUUUUAACUGACUCAGAUGAAGAAAAUGAAUGUUCCAACAUCACUACCAGAUCAACAUUAAGCAGUUGUGCAACUGCUAAGGACCAGGAUGAUGACUGUUUGGAAGUUUAUGGUUCACAAAUCCACACUGGCAGACCUAGCACCACCAGGGUUGCUACAAGAGCAAUGAGAAGUAGGGAUGACCCCUGUACUAGCAGUCAGGAUGGAGAUGGAAACCCUGGCACUGGCAGUGGUGAUGAACAUGGCUAUGGCAUCACACACGCCACCAGAAGUGUUGUUAGAAGGCGUACAGCAAUGCAAGGAAGUGGCACUAGUGGUCACGAUGGAGGCUGUCUUGCAAGAAGUGAUGGCAACCCUGGCACAAGCGGUGAUGAUGGAGGCAGCCUUGCAAGAAGUGAUGGCAACCCUGGCACAAGCGGUGAUGAUGGAGGCAGCCUUGCAAGAAGUGAUGGCAACCCUGGCACAAGCGGUGAUGAUGGAGGCAGCCUUGCAAGAAGUGAUGGCAACCCUGGCACAAGUGGUGAAGAUGGUGACUACUCUUCAUAUUUGAGACUUAUGGCUGCUCUUCCUGAUGACUCUUCAGAUGAUGAGGAGUUCAACCAGGCUAUAAUUGCCAGUAUGGAGAGUCAAAUUGUAGAAAAGGUCCCGGUUCAAGAGAUACUGCUGGAACUCUCAAGCAAAAUCAACACAAAGCAACAGUGCAAAUUUAAUAUAAAUCGCUCUGCUGUCUGGGAGGGAGCCGUGCGAGGAUUUCAAAGGGUGUCCUAUAACCCCAACUUGAUGAUCUGCGUGAAAUUCUCAGAUGACAUGGGGAGAAAUGAGGAAGGGAUUGAUUUAGGAGGGAAAGAAAACAGCAAGAACUUGGCUCUUGACAGUGCUGCUCUAAGAGAGGACCGGUACUACACAGCUGGCAGAGCCAUUGCUGUAAGCUUGGUACAUGGUGGUCCGCCACCAAACUUCCUCUCGCCAACAAUAUUUUCUCUUCUGGUUGAUGGUUCAGCAAAGCCAGUGCUAGACGACAUAGCUGACAAUGAACUUUUGGAAAAAGUAAAAAAGGUAUCUGAAAGUACAACCCUUGAGGACCUUGAGAUGACAACGGCACCUCUGCUUGACUACUUGGCCAAUGCAGGAUGUCUGAGGCCUAUGCGCUCUAUAAGAGACAGGGAUUUGCUGGUACAUGACAUUGUCAUGUUCCAGAUCAUCCACAGGGUUCAAGGUCCAUUUCAAAGAUUCUGUGAAGGACUGAAAACGCUUGGGGUUCUGGAGAAAAUCCAAAGGCAUCCAGACAGCUUUCGUCCCUGCUCUGUCAUGAGCCAAGCACACUGA
This is a messenger RNA of Pseudoliparis swirei, 2083 nucleotides long. RefSeq lists its product as uncharacterized. Gene Ontology annotation, molecular function: ubiquitin-protein transferase activity. The coding region runs from base 95 to 2083 and encodes 662 amino acids. The record is from RefSeq and is a predicted model, not a curated record. NCBI's taxonomy places the organism in Eukaryota, Metazoa, Chordata, Actinopteri, Perciformes, Liparidae. The transcript has 9 exons.